This is a messenger RNA of Zophobas morio, 4497 nucleotides long. RefSeq lists its product as uncharacterized. Gene Ontology annotation, cellular component: histone methyltransferase complex; transcription regulator complex; nucleus. The transcript has 7 exons. Bases 249 to 3851 code for a protein of 1200 amino acids. The record is from RefSeq and is a predicted model, not a curated record. Gene Ontology annotation, biological process: positive regulation of transcription by RNA polymerase II. Lineage: Eukaryota; Metazoa; Arthropoda; Insecta; Coleoptera; Tenebrionidae.
GCACCCAGUCUGCGCAUCUCGAAUGGCGUCGAGUUGUUAUUGUUGAAAGCGUUUAAUAAUUUCUAUAAAGAUUAUGAGUGUUUUUGUCGUGUUUUUACGUGUCGUUUUGCGAAUUAGUGAUCACGCCGUGCAAUAGCCCAACAGCGGAGCGCAUCUCGGUGGCUGGAUCGCACUCUAAAGUGUCAAAAGUAUGUCACAGAGAAUCGGGUGGCUGUGAAGGGGCGCCGGCCGGAAUGUGAGUGCCAAGGAUGGCGGCAGACAGUGAUGGCUACGAUCUAACGACCGUAGUCACGUGCGAGGGAAACCUGUCGGACCCGCGCUUCGCGGAGCGCUUCGAAGCUGUCGUCGGCGAGCUGAACGGUAUCCUGGGUGAAGAGGUUAAAGUGCGCAAGCUGGAGCCCUGGAACUCGGUGCGCGUAACGCUGUCCAUUCCCCGGGAAGCAGCGUUACGCCUGCGGAAGCUGGCCAGCGAGGGCUCGGCGCAGCUACGGGCACUGGGCAUCCUCAGCGUGCAGGUGGAGGGCGACCAGGUGAUCUCGCUACGCAUCGCGAACGCCGUCACCGCCGAACCUCAGGAGAUCCGCUUGACGACGGCACAAGAUGGAAGCGGGACCAGCCAGGAGGCAGCACUGUCGCGGUUGCUGGCGCCCGAGCCAGAGAAGGUGCAGUUCAAGUCGCCGAACGUGGUGUGCCCGUCAGACAGCGUGGUGCCCAAAGUGGCUGUGAGUGCGGCGGCGGCCGCCAACAGCGCGCCCCCGCCGACGAAACCCUUCGGGGGUCCGUUUCCCUUCACCAGCAUGAACCAGGCGAUUCACGGCGUCAACUACGCAACGCCACCGCCUCCUUACCCCGGGAAGCAUCCAGCGGUGACGAUCUCCAGUCCGCUGCUCGUGAACCUGCUGCAGAACGACGGCAAGGAAACGACCAGUGCGGUCAAACCGCGGACGCUCGUGCAAAAGCUGCGGACUAUUGCGAACCGAGUGCCAGUGCAGAACACCAAACCCCCUCAGGCAAGCACGUCAUCACCAAGCGCCUUAUCUUCUACUUCCAUUAGGCAGAGUAGCAAACCGAACAGUACAAUUUCCGCGUACGCGGCGCCGGCGGCGCUCCCCCCGCCGCCGCCAUACUCGGUGGCGGUCACUCGCCAGUGGGACUCCGUAGUACAAAGCGCGCCCUUUUUGGAUUUGACGCCGUCGCUCACCGACCUCAAGGCCGACGACUUGGAGCACCUGCUGCCGACUCUCGAACGCGACCUGGCGCGCAGCCCGCCGGAGAUCCCCGAGGAGCUGACGCGGCCGCACGACAAGCGGAACUUUCUCAUCAACCCGCUGACGGGGGAGCUCGAACCGCAGUCGAGCGGCGAGAGCGACGCCGAACCGGACCUGGGGGACGUCUUCACGGGCUUGCCGUCGCCGGCGGCCCUCUCCGACGACGACACGAACUCCACGAUCCGGCCGGAUACCACGACGGACCAGAGUGACAGUGAGACCCGAUCGUCGCAUAGUGACAGUGGCAAACACUCGCGCAAAUCGAAAACCACGCGGGACCGAGGACGCGAUUCCCCGAACCUCAAGCCGACGACGGAGAAGAUCAAACUCCGCCUGAAACUCGAAAAGUCAGAACCCAUCAAUUCGGCGUACAAGGUCGACGUGAGCUUCAUCCAGCAACCGAAGAAGGCGUCGGCGUCCACGUCGACGCCAUCCCCGAGCGCCCCCGGCGAAGAGCUGCGCGUGCCCCCUUUACACAUCUCGCUGCGCGGUCGCCACCACGCCUUCAUCACCAACAAGAAGAAAAAACUCAACCCGGACAAGUCGAAGAUGCGUAAAACGCAAGACUUGAACAAAAUCAAGAAAAGCGCACUCACGGACGGCAACAGUGCAAUAAGCGACGACGCCGACGACAAAAAGAAGAAGUUCAAAUCGAAUCACGAGCACGACUCGGACCUCAUUUCCAAGCUAGUGAUACACAACUCGACCCACUACAAGGAAAAGCAGAAGGAAAGGAGAGGGAGCGACUCGGAGUUAUCGAGGGCGAAUUUGAAGUUCGUCGACAGCAAUGGAAUCAUCUCUGUCGAAAAGAAGAGGAGAUUGAGUCAAUCGGAGGCCGGAAUGGAGAUGGUGGAGCCGCCGAUAUUAGGAUCGACGAACGUAGGAACGAUAGCGGGACUUCCGCAAAAACCUCGAAAGGACAAGAGUAAAGUUAAAGACGUCUUCAAGAGCAAGGACGUGAUGAGAAGCAAGAGUUUCACGAAGGCGUGUCUAGGGGAGAAGUUCACGAAGCAGGUAGCGUUGCCAACGGGCGAGAUAGACAUGGAGGCAAAGUUUAAACAGAGGUUGAUGGAGGGUACGGAAAAGGGGAUUCCGAGGCCGCCGCAUCGGACGGACGUGGUGCACCAGAGUAUCGUGACGGAGAGUAACCAAAUUGAAAAGUCUGAUCAGGUCUUAAAAGUCGAAUCGGAGCCUCUCCCUCUCGCGGAGAAGUCCCCCAAGUCCCCCGAGCCGGACAAGUGCAACACUCCCGAACGUGACCGCGAUCGCAAACAACUACCACCCGACUCAUUGGGCGACAAGCAGUCGGGCCGUUCUCCGAACUCGGGCGCCCAAGGCGAGGACAGCGGCAUCGAGAGCAUGGACGCCCUGAGCGAGAAGUCGCCGAACCAGGCGUCGCAGAGUCCACACGCUGACAUUCCCGAGCCGCCUCCGACGAUCCCAACGAUGGCGGCGGCGACGGCGUCGACCAACGACAACGGCAAAUCAAAAACACAAGUGCCUGAAAUGCCCGACAUGCUCGACAUCGAGGCGCAACUCGCCAAGAUGGAGGGGUUGAACGGCGUAGAAGACAUGAACGAGAACCGGACGAGUAGCGGCGGACAGGCAAACAAGCAGAUGGCGCAGUGCUGCGAACUAACGUCGGCGCUGCAGGACAGCUUGAAGCAGGGAGCGGUGACCUUGUCGACGGUGACGGCAACAAGCCCGAUGGGGGUGAAGGAGCAGCUGCAGCAGGCAGAUGUGACGAUGGUUCCCAUCAAGUCGAAGACGAAAGAGGAGGACUUAGAGCCGCUCCCCGUCCGCGUCACGCCGCCUCUCUACACCUACUCGAACCCGGAGAAGACGCGCGCCGGCUCCGAGAGCCCCACGUUAUCCGACGAAGACAGCAACUCCUGCUCGAACUCCGGCCCCCACAACGUCGCCGCCGCCACCGCUAACAAGACCAAGAGCCUACUCGAGCAGCUGCUCAUCGAGAUUCCCGACGCGCAGACGCCGAGCUCGCCCAGCCCGGCGACGCGUUCGUCGGUGCGCACGCGCGCCCUCUCCAAACUAAGCAGCCCCGAGCUCAGCUCGCCGGUGUCGGCACCGCCGCCGGCCGCCCCUAAGGUGGUGCGAGCUGUGGUGACGCCGCCGGUGACGGCCGCCAAGCGGAAGCGUCACGAGUCGGACAGCUCGAAUAAUAGCGUCGACGACGCGCGCGCGAAGAAGACGCGCAAGUGCUCGGAGAACGCCGCCGAGCUGAUCAAGGCGUGCAUGGGAGUUGACGUGGCGAAGGCGAACAACGUGAAGAAGGGGCCGACGGCCGCGGCGGGGAAAUUGCAAGACGAGAGCUCGGACAGCGACGAGCCGCUGAUCGAGAAGGUGAGGAAGACGACGGCGGCGGCGAACAGCGCCAAUAGCGUGCCGGGGAAGAAAGUGAAGGGGUUGAAAGGGACGGUGAGCACGAGGAGGUCGGUGAGGACGGCGCCGACGCCCAACACGAGGAGCAAAGGGGACAAGGCGACGGACUCGGAAGCGAUUAGGAGAAAGACGAGGAGUGCUGUGUCGGAGGGUGACAGCAAACGCAAGAAAGAGGUCAAGUGACAGUAUCAGAGCGGCUGUCCGUUAGAGGACGGCCCCCAGCUGCUAGAACCAGAGCCUCCCUGUAGGCCCCCAUACGUAACAGUGCCCAUACUGCAGCCCCAGCCUUGAACACCUUUAUUUAAAUUUAAACAAACAAGAAAUUUUAAAAAGCCACAGCCAUGUCACCGUUACUGUACAGAAUGUGAUAUACCCACUAUAUAAUGUAAAUAGCUAGGAUCAAUUAUUGUAAAUAGAAGAGAGAAAAAGAGAAAGCAGUGUCACAAAGUCACACCCGUUUAUAUAAAUGUAAUAUAAUGUGGUAUUUUCCAUACGAGCUAACGCAUAUAUUAUACAUAAUACAUACUAUUCUUUACUAUUGUUUGCAUUUUACGUAGAAAAACAUCAAAUAUCUCACGAUUGUAUGUACGUUGUAUGAUUAUUGUAAAGUUGUUGACAUAUUGUUUACGUUUAGCUUAGUUGUAUCUGUUUUUCUUUUUUUAAUUAUUAUUGAUUUUGAUUAUUAUUUAUACCACGGAGCCUUGUAGGAUAUGUUUCUUGUUUCUUUACGUAAAAUACAAUGACUUGUAAUGUUCUUAAUUGUAGAUUUGUGGAAAGGUUGAUGAUUAUAAACUAUACAUUGUUAAAUAGAAAUAUCUUAAUAUUUAUA